CCCGGAAGCGGUGAGGAGCGCGGGGGCAGCACCGGCAGCACCGGGGACCGGGAGAAGCCGCAGCGAUGUCGGAACGGAAAGUGCUGAACAAAUAUUACCCCCCGGACUUUGAUCCGGCCAAGAUCCCAAAGCUGAAGCUGCCCAAGGACCGGCAGUACGUGGUGAGGCUCAUGGCCCCCUUCAACAUGAGGUGCAAGACGUGUGGGGAGUACAUCUACAAGGGCAAGAAGUUCAACGCCCGCAAGGAGACGGUGCAGAACGAGUCCUACCUGGGGCUGCCCAUCUUCCGCUUCUACAUCAAGUGCACUCGGUGUCUGGCUGAGAUCACGUUCAAGACAGACCCCGAGAACACAGAUUACACCAUGGAGCACGGGGCCACCAGGAACUUCCAGGCAGAGAAGCUCCUGGAGGAGGAGGAGAAGAGGAUGCAGAAGGAGAGGGAAGAGGAGGAGCUCAACAAUCCCAUGAAGGUCCUGGAGAACCGGACCAAGGACUCCAAGCUGGAGAUGGAGGUCCUGGAGAACCUGCAGGAGCUGAAGGAGCUCAACCAGCGGCAGGCCAACGUGGACUUUGAGGCCAUGCUGAAGCAGUACAAGGAGCUGGAGGAGGAGCAGAGGCGCAGGGAGCAGGAGGAGGACGAGCAGGAGAUGAACAGGGCCAUGCUGGAGCAGGCCCAGAACCGGCGCCUCCUGGAGGAUUCCGACUCCGACGAGGAGCCAACCAAAGCUCACCCCAACCCCACGGCCCAGAGCAAACCCACGGACAUCCUGCAGGAGGGCCCCCAGCCCCAGAGCAAGAGGCCCAGGAUGGAGAGCUGGGAGCGCAGCGUGGGCAAGCUGAGCACCAAGGCCCAGCUGGCAGGGCUGGUGGCCCGCAGGAAGGAGAAGGAGAAGGAGAAGGAGAAGGAGAAGGAGAAGGAGAAGGAGAAGGAGAAGGAGAAGGAGAAGGAGAAGGAGAAGGAGAAGGCAGAUCCUGCCCUGGAAAACGGGAUGGAAACCAGAGGCACCACGGCCAGCACUGGCUCCCUUCCAGCAGCAGCAGCAGCAGCCACGUCCUCACUGGGUUUGUUGGGAGCCUACUCGGACAGCGAGGACAGCACCAGCGACUGAGGGGACAGCGGGGACAGCGGGGACGGGGCAGGGACGGGGCAGGGACGGGGCUGUCCCCGCUCCUGCUGCUCUGGAAGCGCCCCCAGGGGCCCGAGGGGUCCCGGCCAGCGCUGUUGUCACCUCCAGCCCUGCAGCAGCAGCAGCAGCAGUGCAGGGAAGGUGUUUCCCUGCAGCAGCGCUGCUGGGCCCCAGCCCUGCUCCCAGGAUGUGUUUGCAAGGCCAGGGCUGCACAAGACUCUGCUGUGUCCAUUCUGGGGGUGCCACUGCCCUCACUGCCCCUCAGUGACCGUGCCCAGGUUGGGUUUGGGGUGUCCUGACUCCCCUUCAGCAGGAAGGGGACCUUGGGGCUGAACUUCCAGAGGGAAGGUGGGUGCUCAGUGCCCCUCUUCCCCUCCCAGGGUGUGUCAGGUGCCACCUUUGCACACCCCCGGGGGCUCCUGCAGCCCCUCGGUGCGGGGACAGGGCUGUCCUGCCACCAGCAGCUCCCCCAGAUGUCCCCAGGAGCUCGGGGACAAAGCCAUCCUCACGUUCCAGCAGCCACACUCCAGAAUAAAUGGGAUCAGGCAGAGCCAGAUCCGAGCUUCAUCCCAGAGCUUCAUCUUCAUCAGAGACUGAUUUGUACAUGGGCACUGUGGGACCCCCACCCA
Molecule: messenger RNA, 1756 nt
Organism: Melospiza georgiana
Lineage: Eukaryota; Metazoa; Chordata; Aves; Passeriformes; Passerellidae
Gene: YJU2
Product: YJU2 splicing factor homolog
Exons: 8
Coding region: 66-1109 (347 amino acids)
Biological process (GO): mRNA splicing, via spliceosome
Cellular component (GO): U2-type catalytic step 1 spliceosome
Source: RefSeq, a predicted model, not a curated record